AAUUGGCAACACGCCAUAUCGAAUCGCUGCACCCCUACUUUCGUUUUAACAAGGAAGUAUAAGACAAUAUUCCCGGUCAAGGGACAUAGACAUACCUGUAUCACACGACUCGAGGCAGUGUUGCAAGAUGCCGUAUCCCUGUCCUGGCAUACGUGUAGUGAGAGGACCCGGAUGGAGCGGCAAGGACCAAGAUGGCGGCGAUGGCCACGUGGGUACCGUCCUGAAUGUAGACUCGACCAAGGGUCGCGUGACUGUACUUUGGGACACCGGCAGAGAGUUUCAGUACAACGCUGGCUACAAUGACAAGUUUGAUUUGCUUGUUUUUGACUCAGGACCAACAGCCGUUCAACAAAAGGGUGUCGUGUGUGACGGGUGUCGGGAGGAAGAUAUUGCAGGCAUUCGUUGGAAGUGUUCCAAAUGUACAGACUUUGACCUUUGCACUUUGUGCUAUAUGGAAGAAAGGCAUGACGUCACACACGCAUUUCUGCGCAGUCUCACUCGCACGUCGCCUGUAGUGCGAGUUCCGCCAAGAGCAGGCACGGCGCGAACCCAGGCUAAAGGAAUGUUCAAGGGUGCCACCGUCAUCCGGGGACUUCACUGGCGAUACGGGGACCAGGAUGGCGGGGACGGGACGGUGGGGGAGAUCGUCACGCUGGGCACCUACACUGGAGGCUGUGUCCGAGGAGCGGUAAAUGUCCGGUGGCAGAAGUCUCAGGACAACCUCUGUGGCUACAGGGUAGGAGCGGGUGGACAGGUUGCCCUCACUGUGAUCGCAGAGUCAAAUGGGUGGAAAUACUACAAAGAACAUUUACCCGUCCUAGACGUACUGCAUCCUGAGACUGUGCGCUUCCAAAAAGGGGAUAAGGUCCGAGUCCAUGUUGAUCUGGAGACAUUCACCAGUGUCCAAAGGGACCACAUCGGCUACAGAGAUGACAUGAAGAGGUGCCUGGAUGACGUGGGUACAGUUGUUCGCCCCUCCGAGGAAGGGAAGGCGUAUGUGCGCGUGCAGUACGAAGAUGCGGAGAUAUGGCCUCUCAUGUCCAACUCUAUCGCUAAGGUGCAUUCGUUUGAGGUUGGUGACAUCGUGAAGACCACGUCCAACUACAACUCGGCGGUGCAGCUCCAGGUGGGACAUGGCGGCUGGACGGACCAGAUGGAAGACAGCCUCGGCAAACAAGGGGAGGUGAUUUCCAUCGAGAGUGAUUGUGAUCUGAAGGUCAAGGUCGACGGCCGGACCUGGGUCUUCAAUCCAGUCAGCUGUACCUUCAUGGACAAGAAAGCUCCCCCAGUAGUUAGUCCACCCAGCUCUGACAACAGGCCAACAACAACCACUCCGACAUCAUCCAAGCGGACAACAUCCUCAGGUGGUGGAGACAUAGUUGACCUCCUGGCCAAACUGCGCGUCUCCCUGUCUCAGACGUCCUCCAAACAACUUAUUGCAGCUGCCAGAGACGGAGAUGAGGACAAAGUCAAAGCAGUCCUCCGAUCUCUGGACAAAUCCAAGAUUGAUGACGACACGGAGGGGUGACUGCUUUGCACACGGCUUGCUUCUGGGGUCACCUGGAGAUCGUGACGUCACUUCUGAGUGCCGGAAGUGAUAAGAAUCGGGUCAGCAAAGAUGGCAAUACUGCUCUGCACUAUGCUGUGUCAAGUGACCAUAAAGAUGUGGUGGAAGCGCUGGUCAAAGCAAAGGCCGACCUUGACAUCAAAAACAGCAAGGCCGUGACCCCGCUACACCUAGCUGUCGUCAAGGAGGUCCCAAGUGCAGCCUGCGCCACCAUCCUCAUCAAACACGGGAGUGAUCCCAAUACCCAGGACGGGGAGGGAGACACGCCCCUCCACGACGCCAUUACCAUUCAGGACAAGGACCUAGUGGAUGUCCUCCUCCAGUGUCGGAACAUCAACCUCCAGCUGUGCAACACCCAGGGCCUGAACCCCUUCCAUCAGGCCUGCCUCAGUUUGUCUGGGGACGUAGAAAUCCCUCGCCAGCUGAUACAGAAAGACCCUGCUGUAGUGAACUCAACGAUACGUCGGGGACAACUCUCUCCUCUUCAUAUUGCUGUCGUGAAUGAAUUUGUUGGACUUGCCGGUUUUCUCAUCAGUGCUAACGCCGAUGUGAAUGCCCGUGACGAGAAUGG
This is a messenger RNA of Haliotis rubra (blacklip abalone), 2138 nucleotides long. RefSeq names its product E3 ubiquitin-protein ligase mind-bomb-like. NCBI's taxonomy places the organism in Eukaryota, Metazoa, Mollusca, Gastropoda, Lepetellida, Haliotidae. Gene Ontology annotation, cellular component: cytoplasm. Bases 128 to 1528 code for a protein of 466 amino acids. Gene Ontology annotation, molecular function: zinc ion binding; ubiquitin-protein transferase activity. The record is from RefSeq and is a predicted model, not a curated record. Gene Ontology annotation, biological process: protein ubiquitination. The transcript is spliced from 15 exons.